GAUCGGUAAACCCAUCGACGGAAACCUAAAUUAUCGACAUAUCGGGGGAAAAAAAAAAAAAGGUUUACGACAAAGAGAUUGAAUAUUACUUUUUAAUUGACAGACCUUAUGAUAAAAGAGGAAAAAGAAUAUACAAAGUUUGAGAAAAUAUACAAUUUAAAGACGUUCUUUUAAAUACAUUUGAAUUUUCACUCGAUGAUGACCUAUCUAUCAUCUUUCGAGCAAAGUGAAACCGCACGUUGAAGAAAACGGAUUGUUCCUUCGAGCGACUGUGACUUUCUAUGAAAAAGAGAGUAGUAGUCAGUCUGUGGUCCAUCGGGAGAGAGUAAGGAGAAGGGCUUCGUGGACGACGACGACGACGACGACGACGACGAAAGGUAACGGAGAUCAGAACGAUUCGAAGAGAGUGGUCUCGGAUGGUGAUGCGUUUCCGUUCCUCAUCAGUAGUCACUCGCGUCUCGCGGUGGUCUAUUCUCACACGCACAUAUCUUCGUUCCACGACGAAAGUAUCCGAAAACUGAUAAUCAAUUGACGAUCCUCGAUUUUUAAUAUAAUUUACGAUUUAAUUGUAAGAUUAUUCAAAAAUAAAUCUAUUAUCUACAAAUUGACGCGAUUAAUUCUUCUCAUAAGUGUAUCGUUUUUCACGAUAAUAUUAUACUUUCGUCUUCCUUCAAAUACAAGCAUCUGAGAAUGUAAUAAUAUAACAAAAUCGUAAAAAAAUAAUCGAAACUUGAGCUUUCGCGUGACCGUGAUCUUGGUUAUUCCUUCGAUAUUCAGUUCCCGUGUCGGCGACCUUGAUCUCGUUAGAAAACCAGGGUCGGAUGAGAAAGUAAAACGUUUAAACGUAAAUAAUAGUAGAGAAUAAUCGGGAAAAAACGUUUGUGAUAAAUAAAUAAUACGACGGAACGAGGUAACAUGUAUGAGGGGACGGACGUUUGUGAGAAAAUGAAACGGUGAAUGAGAGUGAAUCUUUCGCCGGAUCUUUAUCGGCUGUCGGACGAAAAGAAAUGAUUGCGUCCACAUCGUCGUUCUUCUUCAUCCUUUACGUCCUGAUCGGCUCGUGCCACGGCAAUUACAGAAGAAACGAUCGUUAUCUCACGAAAUUUGAUUUCCCGGAGAACGAAGAAAUAUCUUCGAACGAUGAGAAUCGUCUUGAUUCUAACAGACAUACGAGAUUCUUCGACGAGCUCGGUUUGAUACCACAGACUUGCAAAUACAAGGGGACGAAAUUCGAGUGCGGAUUGAGUAUCAGUUGCGUCCUGGCCGGCGGUAGACCGGUCGAUUUGUGUUCCGGCGGAUUGAUUUGGAGCUGUUGCGUCGACGAUGACGAUAUCCCGGAGAAAAUACCGAGACCGAGCGUUGGAUUGCUUCAGAAUGCGAGUUGCGGCGAACUUUAUACCAGAAGCAAUAGGAUCGUUGGCGGGCACAGUUCAAGUUUCGGAAGUCAUCCAUGGCAGGCUGCCAUCAUAAAGUCAGGAUUCCUGACGAAGAAAUUAUCCUGCGGCGGUGCUCUGUUGAACAACAGAUGGGUCGUAACAGCGGCUCACUGUGUCGCAACGACACCAAACAAUAAUUUGAAAGUUCGAUUAGGUGAAUGGGACGUGAGAGAUGCCUCGGAACGUUUGCUUCAUGAAGAAUUUAACAUCGAAAGGAAGGAAGUUCAUCCACAAUAUUCACCGACGGAUUUCCGUAAUGACGUGGCAUUGGUAAAAUUGUCGAGGACCGUAGCGUUUAAACAGCACAUUGUACCAGUUUGCCUGCCAGCUAGAAAUCUUAAGUUAUCAGGUCGAACGGCAACCGUUGCCGGAUGGGGAAGAACCCGUCACGGUCAGAGUUCAGCACCUUCGGUCUUACAGGAGGUCGACGUAGAGGUGAUACCUAACGAAAGAUGUCAAAGGUGGUUCAGAGCGGCCGGUAGACGCGAAACCAUACACGACGUAUUUCUAUGCGCUGGUUACAAAGAAGGCGGUAGAGAUUCCUGUCAAGGUGAUUCCGGUGGACCAUUGACCAUGUCCGUUGAAGGCAGACACGUGUUGAUCGGUUUAGUUUCAUGGGGUAUUGGCUGUGGACGUGAACAUUUGCCUGGUGUAUAUACUAAUAUUCAGAAGUUCGUGCCGUGGAUAGACAAAGUUAUGAGUUGAGAUCUCACAUAAAGAAUACGUUCUACUGUUCAUUUCGGAAAAAAGAGAGAGAGAGAGACGAACAAUAUGAGAGAGCGUGUGUGAGAGAGAGAGAGAGAGAGAGGAAAAAACGAGUGAACAAAAUACUCGAAAGAUCGGUCGUACAGUGCGUUAACGUUUGUUAAAGUUACCAAAGCUACUACCAUUAACUUUCGAAAGAGACAUUUAUCGUGAUAGGGAUGAUGUGAAAAGAAAAAAGAAAAAAAAGAAAAAGAAGAAAGGGGUAAUAAUAAUAAUAAUUAUAGUAAUAAUAAUAAUUAUAAUAAUAAUAAUAAUAAUAAUAAUAAUAACAUUAAUAAUAAUAAUAACAAUAGUAAUAAUAAUAAUAAUAAUAAUAAUCACGUCGUUCUUCUACGUGCGCGUGCGCUAAAAAAUAAUUUUAAUUGUUACGAAAGAUUUUACUCGAACGUAAAAGAAAAUACCUUUGGAAUAAUAUUUAUUAUAGAAAUGUAUUAUUCAUCGAUCAUUACAAAUCUAUCUCCUCUUUGAUAAAUGUUAUCGAUAAGAGGUAAGAGGCGAUAGAUUGGUGCAUCGAUAAAGUAGUUCCCACGGGGAUAAAAAUCUUUAUUUAUCGACGCGCGAUAGACUGCAUUACCGAUCAAUACUCUUGUUAUUAUCGACGACGUACGUUUACCUUUCGAGGAUAAAAAACAAUGAUCAUCGAUAAACUUGCUUUAAU
Messenger RNA from Vespa crabro (European hornet), 2859 nucleotides. RefSeq names its product serine proteinase stubble. Gene Ontology annotation, molecular function: serine-type endopeptidase activity. Gene Ontology annotation, biological process: proteolysis. The record is from RefSeq and is a predicted model, not a curated record. Bases 1008 to 2141 code for a protein of 377 amino acids. The transcript has 12 exons. Lineage: Eukaryota; Metazoa; Arthropoda; Insecta; Hymenoptera; Vespidae.